AUAGUAAAUAUCCAGAAACUAAGUUUGAACAAGAAUUAGAAGAAAUGGGUUCUAUAGUUGGUGGAGAAGGAAUAGUAUUUAGACCUAGUAAAGUUAAAAAUGAGUCAACAAAAACAUCACUUGGUUCUAUUACUAAUAAAUAUCUAUGGCAAGCAUCUUUAGAAAUAUUAAGAUUUAUCCCUUUGUCUUCAACUGAUAUAAAUAGUGGUAUUAUUAUUACUGAUUGGUAUAGUCCAAAAGAAACAACAAAAUUUAGGUUUAAAAUUAAUAUCUUUAUUAAGGAUAGUACUAUCAGCCCAAAUGCAAUUGAUAUAAAAAUAUUUGAACAAAUAUUCAGAAAUGGCUAUUGGAUAGAAAAUGAUAAUAAUAUGAAGAAUAUUGAACAGAAAUGGCAGAAAAUUUGGCAUGAUGAAAAUGCCUUUGUCGCGAUUAAUAAUAGUACCUCCCCUAAAUAUUAUAUACUUGAGAUGUUACCAUAUCCAUCAGGCAAAAUCCACAUGGGGCACUUACGUAAUUAUUCCAUUGGAGAUUGUAUAGCACGUUUUAUGCGAUCAAAAAAUUUUAAUGUUCUUCACCCUAUGGGGUGGGAUGCUUUUGGCUUACCAGCUGAAAAUGCAGCAAUUAGCAAUAAUUCUCAUCCGAUGGAGUGGACUUAUAUAAAUAUAGAUACUAUGCGUGAUCAAUUGAAAUCAAUAGGAUUAUCAUAUGAUUGGUUAAGGGAAUUAACAAGCUGUGACCCAGAUUACUAUAAACAUGAACAAAAAUUCUUUUUAGAGCUGUACAAAAAAGACCUAGCCUAUCAAAAAGAAUCUCUAGUUAAUUGGGAUCCAGUAGAUAAAACAGUUUUAGCUAAUGAACAAGUAAUUGACGGUAGAGGAUGGCGUUCUGGAGCUCUUAUAGAAAAACGUUACCUUAAACAAUGGUUCUUAAGAAUUACUAAUUAUGCAGAAGAAUUAUUAAGCGAACUAUCUAAUCUUACAGCUUGGCCUCAUAAUGUACGUACUAUGCAAGAAAAAUGGAUUGGUAAAUCUCAUGGACUUAAUUUUAACUUUAAAAGGUUUUUUCAACUCAACCAGAAACUAUCUUUGGAGCUAGCUUUGUUGCUAUUAGCUACCAUCAUCCUAUCAUUUCACAAUUGG
Molecule: messenger RNA, 1139 nt
Organism: Oppiella nova
Lineage: Eukaryota; Metazoa; Arthropoda; Arachnida; Sarcoptiformes; Oppiidae
Source: the annotation of a GenBank genome assembly